This is a messenger RNA of Xenopus tropicalis (tropical clawed frog), 5033 nucleotides long. It is a transcript of the gene srebf1, whose product is annotated as sterol regulatory element binding transcription factor 1. The transcript is spliced from 19 exons. The record is from RefSeq and is a predicted model, not a curated record. The coding region runs from base 210 to 3677 and encodes 1155 amino acids. Gene Ontology annotation, cellular component: nucleus; Golgi membrane; ER to Golgi transport vesicle membrane. Gene Ontology annotation, molecular function: protein dimerization activity. Lineage: Eukaryota; Metazoa; Chordata; Amphibia; Anura; Pipidae.
CCCUGGCAGGUCCCGCCUCCUCCUCCCCAGUCGGUAGCAGGUUAGAGCUGCAGUUCUACUGAACUUCCCUACUGGUAUCUAAUGCAGGUAUGGGGACCCUGUAAUACUGCAGCCACUCCCAAGGGAAACAUUGCUACCUUCCCUGGAUCCCCCCACUUGCCCAUGGCCAGCAGCCCUGCCUAAGGAGGAAGAGGGGAAGCAGCAGCAGCAUGGCCAGCCUGGGGUACGAUGACAGCUCUCUGGAGGAGUUGGACCCUUCUCUGUCCCUCCAGGAGACCAGUGACAUUGACUCCAUGCUGCUGAAUGACAUUGAUGAUAUGCUUCAGCUUAUUCACAACACUGACAAUGACUUCCUGUUCGAUGGAGUUGCCUUUAACACCAUCAAUGGUCCUGCGCAGGACCCAACUCCACCUGUCGAUCUCGCUGGAGGAGAAGCUUUAAGCUCUUUGGAGGGAUUACUGGCAGCUCCCCCCAGUGCGCCCCCUGUGAAGAUGUUUUCUCUUGGUUUUCCGGGGCAGCAGUCUUCUGUCCUUCCCCAGGAUGCACUGGGGCAGCAGAUCAGUCCUCCUGCACAGAACCGGGCGAAUGAGGAACCUAUGCAGAUCUGUUCAAGUCCAAAUCAAGCGUCGAACCAGCUUCAACAGCCUUCACAACCGCUGCAGAGCCUGGUGUUUGGGCAGAAAUUUGUGUCCCAAGCUCAACCCCAGUUCAGCUCACAGACGCCAUUAGGAGCAUAUCAGCAGGAUCAGGGGACGUAUACAGUCCCUCAGAGUGUCUCAAGCCCACAAGGUAUUAUCAAUCAGCCAAUACAGAAUGGCGCUGGGCAAGCCCGACAACAGAACCUGCAGCCUGUCCCAAGCCCAGCCAUGCAGCCGCUGCAGAACACUGUGCAAGGCGGACAGGUGUUACAGAAUAUCACAGGGCAGACUCUGCAGCAUGUUGCGGUACAAGGGGUGCAACAGUUGCAGAGUGUCGCUGGGCAGCCGUUGCAGAGCAUAACAAGUGUUGCAGGACCACAUCUGCAAAGCAUCAGCGCCCUGCCUCAGCAGGCACAAUCCCCCACUCAGAUACAGCAGCCUGUUACCAUCCACACGCAGAGCAUCUCGCCGCAGCAGUUUAUCACUACCACUUCACCCAUCACCUCCCAAAUCCAACAGGUCCCGGUUCUUUUGCAACCUCAUUUCAUCAAAACGGACUCCCUUGUGCUCACUGCUGUAAAGACGGACAACGCUGUUGUGUCAGGAGUGAAGACUUCUGGGAUGACUUCAUUAGGGACCAAUACCACAAUACAGACUACACCGCUGCAAAUGCCGGCUCUGGUUAGUGGGGGUACCUUUCUGACAACAGUGCCGUUGGUCAUGGAUGCAGACAAGUUGCCUAUUAACCGUAUCGCAGCCACCGGCAAGAUGGCCAUGCUGAACGGCAAAGGGGAAAAACGCACAGCACACAAUGCCAUCGAGAAGCGGUACCGAUCCUCUAUCAACGACAAGAUCAUAGAACUAAAGGACCUGGUUGUGGGCAACGAAGCCAAGCUGAACAAGUCGGCUGUGUUGAAGAAGGCCAUAGACUACAUCCGUUUCCUGCAGCAGAACAACAUCAAGCUGAAACAGGAAAACAUGAUGCUGAAAAUGGCCGCCCAGAAGAACAAUACCCUGAAAGACUUGGUGGCUGGCACUGGAGUUAUGGAUGGCAUGAAAGCAGAAAUGAUGGAAGUGCUCACCCCUCCUCCCUCAGAUGCAGGGUCUCCAUCACAUAGCGGCAGUCCUCUCUCCCAGUGCAACAGCGACUCAGAGCCAGACAGUCCUCUCAGUGAGGAUGCUAAGGUCGAAGUCAAACAGGAGGUUCCAUCUCCUCGCAGCGCAGGGAUGUUGGAUCGUUCCCGAAUGGCACUCUGUGCUUUUGUGUUCCUCUGCCUCUCGUUCAACCCCCUGUCUUUCCUGAUGGGAAGCUCCAAGAGCUACGACUCUUUGGACAGUGGAUCUUUCCAUGGCACCGGGAGAAUCACAUUGGAGGUCGGAUCCUCAGAAGUAUCCGAUUGGUCUAGCUGGCUGGCCCCUUCCACGUUCCUUUGGCCAAUCAACAUCAUCAUCGUCCUGGGGGUAUUUAUACGACUCUUUAUUUAUGGGGAGCCUGUAACAAGACUGCACUCGGAAUCUUCUGCCCUAUUCUGGUGUCACCGCAAACAAGCCGAUGUUGAUCUGUCUCGGGGUGACUUCGCACAGGCAUCGCUACACCUUUGGAUGGCACUUAAAGCACUGGGCCGACCCUUGCCCACCUCCAACCUGGAUCUGUGCUGCAGUCUCAUGUGGAGUGUGAUUCGCUAUGUCCUCCAGCGCCUGUGGGUGGGGCGUUGGCUGGCUGCGCGGGCAGGAGGCUUCCGGAGAGACCACCAGCUGAAAGAUGAUGUGAGGAAAAGCUGCAGGGAUGCUGCUCUUGUGUAUCAUCGCCUCCACCAGCUUCAUAUGACUGGGAAGCACGUUGGAGGUCACCUGUCUGCUGUAAAUAUGGCACUGAGCGCAGUGAACCUGGCAGACUGCGCUGGAAACGCCAUCUCAGUAGCGACACUGGCAGAAAUCUACGUGGGGGCCGCCCUGAGAGUCAAGGCCAGCCUGCACCGACGCUUCCACUUUUUGGCGCGCUUUUUCUUGUCCAGCGCCCGUCAGGUGUGCCUGGCACAGAGCGUCACUAUCCCCCCCGCCAUGCAGUGGCUGUGCCACCCUUUGGGACAUCGUUUUUUUGUGGAUGGAGACUGGACUGUAAGGAGCUCUCCCCGGGACACAAUCUACAGCACAGCUGGCAGCACAGUGGACCCCUUGGCCCAGGUGACCCAAGCUUUUCGGGAACACCUCCUGGAGAAGGCGCUGUACUGUGUGGCUCAGCCGGAACAGACCAAGCCUAUGACUGAGGGAGAGGGGGAGUUUUCUGAUGCUCUUGAAUAUCUGCAGUUGCUGAACGGAUGCUCAGACACAGCGGCCAUUCCUAAUCACACGUUUUCCAUCAGUUCUAGUAUGGCGGCAGUCACAGGGACAGACCCGGUUGCCAAGUGGUGGGCCUCUCUCAUCAUUGUGGCUAUUAACUGGCUGCAGGGUGAUGACGAAGCAGCGCAGAGACUGUACCCAGUGGUGGAAUACAUGCCGAAGACACUAUAUGCUUCAGAGAAUCCACUGCCCAAAGCCGCCCUUUAUGUUUUCAAAGCCGUUCGCACCUUGUUGGGAAAGCAAGACAGCAGUCAGGUCAGCUUGGGCCACUGCGAGAAGGCAAGCGGCUACCUGCGAGACAGCUUGAACAUGGGCCCAUCUGGCACUAGCAGUGUGGAUAAGGUAGCGCAACUUCUCCUCUGUGACCUACUACUGGUGACAAGGACAAACAUCUGGCAGCAGCAGCAGAAUUCCCCCGGGCAGCAGCCCAGUCUAGUGCAUCCAGCGCCUCCUCACGAGCUGCGGGGAUUCCAGCUGGAUUUAAGCAGCCUCCGCAGAUUGGCGCAGUCCUUCAGGCCGGCCAUGCGCAGGGUAUUUCUGCAUGAAGCCACAGCUCGGCUAAUGGCCGGCGCUAGCCCCACGCGGACACAUCAGCUGCUGGACCGCAGUUUGCGCAGGAGAGUGGCCCCAUCCAGCAAAGAAGAUAUGGUACGCUUGGUCAGCUGCAGUGUUACCCUCCCGACGCUGCCUUGUCAGUAAUCUCCGAUUGGUUUAAAGAAAGCCCCGCCCUCUCGGGGAUGCUCUCCAGUGUGCCCCUCUUACCCAGGGCCAGCAGCACCCAUAGGAGACUUAUCUUAAGCCAUGCAGGACUGUGCCACUGAGGAGAAUGAGGGGGUAUUCACCCUCCAUAUUACCCCACCAGGGCCAGAGAAGAACGCAUGGCACCACCUGACAUGACACUGCUGGAUUGUUUUUUUUUUACUGUCGAGCGCGACUCUAUUCUCUUCAAGCAUCUUUAGCUCCUAGCUUGUAGCUUAUUGGCUCAGAGGAUCUUUCUGACUCGUGAAAAGAAAGGGGAAAAAAGUGUAAAAAAAAAAAGAAAUCGGUUGGAAAAUUAUUUGUAUUUAAACUUUUUAUUUUUCAGUUUGCUGUGUUGUCUCCAUUGUUUGCCUGUUUGCCCCGUGCUGAUGCACAUUUCAUUCAUCCGCCCUAUUGCCCAGUAAUUAUAAUGGCAGCUUAUUGCAGAGCAAUCUGAGGGUGUGUGCUGCCCCCUAGUGUUUAUACCAUGUAAAUGGAUUUGCUCAGAGGGAAUGUGCCCUAUAAGCACAGCCCUCAUACUGUGAGUCUUUAAAGGGUAAACAAACCCUUUUAAGAACCUUCUGCUGCCUUAGUAUCAUGGUUGCAAUGUGUUAGUGACCUGCCAGCCUCUCUCUGUUCCCAGCAGGCACCCAAGAGAUGAGCCCCACACCCCGGGAGCAUGCAGAAGCCCUGCUCCUUGCCUGCCGCUACCUGCCCCCUACCUUUCUAUCUGCCCCAGGGCAGAGAGUGGGCAUGUUGGCCGAGGCAGCCCGUACCCUGGAGAAGCUUGGGGACAAACGGACUCUGCAGGACUGCCAGCAGAUUAUCCUGGCGCUGGGCAGCGGAACCACAGUAACUUCCAGCUAGGGGGGGGGGGUCCUGUUAUACUUGCUAUACAAAGCAAGAACAUCCCCCCCCGAAGAAUUAUAACGAAUGGCUUCAACUAUAGCAAUUCCAUCGGGCGACUGUUCCCUGCUCCACUUCACAGGCAGAUGCCCUACGAUAUUGCACUUUAAUCUAAAUGCCCCCUCUCAUCACAAGGGGCAGAAACCGCUCAUGGAGUCCUGCGUGGAAUACGGAUGCAGCAGCAGCGCCUUCCCUGUACUGAGUAACUGCCGCGCCGCUAGCGUAACUAUGGGUGGGAGAAGCUGCGCUGGUUAUAGGAAUCGUCCUCUCAGUGUGGGAGCCUCCAUAGAAAGGAGCCUUCUGGUCACACAGUAUGUUGUGUGUUCAUAUUUUACUAAGGGAAGGUAAACUUCAUUUUGCAGAUUUAUGUACAUUUAAUUUUAUAUUUAAAUAUAUACAGUGACUUCUGUA